UCUGGGCAAGAGCUUCGAACGCCAAGGAACGUGCGCGCUGACCUCACGGGUCGAGGCGCGUCGCUGCGGGGCCGUUGGGGGGGUAGGCGUGGCCUGCGGGCAGAUAUAAAAGGGCGGUGGUGCGCGCGCGAGCGGCUUAGUGCGGCAGGGUUCCUGGGGAGGUGGGGCUGCUGUAUCGUUUUACGGCGGGCGUCGGAGCCAGAGGGGUGUGGAGUGGGGCUGCCGGGGCCUCGCCAGGGCUGCAGCGGCAGCAGUUGGGCCCCCCGCCCCGGCCGGCGGCCCGAAAAGCGCAGGAAGGGGGCCGGGGGGACCCGCCCCCGGCCGGCCGCAGUCAUGAAUUCUAACGUGGAGAACCUGCCCCCCCACAUCAUACGCCUGGUAUACAAGGAGGUGACCACGCUGACUGCAGACCCUCCCGAUGGCAUCAAGGUCUUUCCCAACGAGGAGGACCUAACUGACUUGCAGGUCACCAUCGAGGGCCCUGAGGGGACCCCAUAUGCCGGAGGUCUGUUCCGCAUGAAACUCCUUCUGGGGAAGGACUUCCCUGCCUCCCCGCCCAAGGGCUACUUCCUAACCAAGAUCUUCCACCCAAAUGUGGGUGCCAAUGGCGAGAUCUGCGUCAACGUGCUCAAGAGGGACUGGAAGGCUGAGCUAGGCAUCCGACAUGUGCUGCUGACCAUCAAGUGCCUGCUGAUCCACCCUAACCCUGAGUCUGCGCUCAAUGAGGAGGCAGGCCGCCUGCUCUUGGAGAACUACGAGGAGUACGCUGCCCGGGCCCGCUUGCUUACCGAGAUCCAUGGUGGGGCAAGCGGGCCCAGUGGCGGGAGGGCUGAGGCCAGCCGGGUGCUGGCCAGUGGUGCUACAGCCUCCACCAAUCCCGUGGUCCCUGGGGGCCUGGGAGGAGCAGAGGGUCCCAUGGCCAAGAAGCAUGCAGGCGAGCGAGAUAAGAAGCUGGCAGCCAAGAAAAAGACGGACAAGAAGCGGGCACUGCGGCGGCUGUAGUGGGCUCUUCUCCCUCUUUCCACCCCUGACACCAUUGUCCCCUCCUGGCCCCUCUGUCCAACUCUGUGUCUAAGUUAUUUAAAUUAUGGUCGGGGUGGGGGAGGGCAUGGGGAGCACUGGGACCUGAUUUGUUUUUCUAAAUAAAGUUGGAAAAGCAGCUUCUGUGCCUCA
Cynocephalus volans (Philippine flying lemur) is the source of this 1173-nucleotide messenger RNA. It is a transcript of the gene UBE2S, whose product is annotated as ubiquitin conjugating enzyme E2 S. NCBI's taxonomy places the organism in Eukaryota, Metazoa, Chordata, Mammalia, Dermoptera, Cynocephalidae. The transcript is spliced from 4 exons. The record is from RefSeq and is a predicted model, not a curated record. The coding region runs from base 334 to 1002 and encodes 222 amino acids.